This is a messenger RNA of Phytophthora megakarya, 1536 nucleotides long. NCBI's taxonomy places the organism in Eukaryota, Oomycota, Peronosporomycetes, Peronosporales, Peronosporaceae. The record is from the annotation of a GenBank genome assembly.
AUGGUCGAAAUGUUGCUCGAGAGUCUGCCUGAGCUAGCGGAGUUUGAGAAUUUGAAGUCGUCAGUUCGCUAUGAAGCCGAUACUAGUGUCUACACACCCACCAAGGUCCGUGAACUCAUAAGAGCAGCAGCAUCACGUCAGACUGAGUUUCACAGUAAGCGUGGGACUGGAACGGGGCAGAAUAUGGGACAGAAAAGCGCUGGAAACAAAGCUGGUGCUAAAGGGAAGCCCGAAAAUCAGCAACAGCAGAAGCUUACUUUUGGGUCCAAAGGAUCUAAGGAGGGUAGGAAGUGCUACGCGUGUGGUAGUGGAGAUCAUAUCAGAGCUAACUGCCCACAGAAGACGAAACAGAACACCAUCAAUGCAGGAGACAAUGACCAGAGCAGAAACAGUGAGGUCUCUGUACGCUCCGACGCACAAACACAGUUGCCAAGAUGUCAUGUCAUGACUUCAGGACAAGGAGUAGUGACUGGUGCGCUGGAUACGGAGCCCAACUCGAUUUCAAGUGUUGAUUUAAGUGGUCAAGCUCUGGGUGUGACAGAAAAAGAGUGUGACGCUGUCGAGGACAGUAACGUUAAUUGGUGGUAUUUUGAUACGGCGUCCAACGCCCAUGUGACCGGAAACCGCGCUCAGUACGUGAGUUUCACUGAAGAUACAACAACCAGCCAAAGUGUGCACGGUGUCACAAUGAACUUAGCAUCCAAGAUUGCCGGAGUUGGAACUGUUGCUGUGAAAACGUGGAUGGAUGGUGAGGAGAAGGUGUUCCAUAUCGAAGAUGUAUGCUACGUCCCAGAAGCGGAGUAUGGAUUGUUCUCACCUGGACUUGCCCUUAAACAAGGAUUCGAUUUCAAACAAGAGCAUGCGACAAUGAACUUUAGAGUGGCAGUCGCUACACCUCAUGACUCAACGUGGGGCUUCAUUACCGAGUGUACGGCGUCAAAUGAGCAGGCGGAGCGUUCUGACCCACCAAUAUGCAACUUCACUGCAGCUGAAGGUAUGGCUCCAUUGAAAACGUGGCAUGAGAGACUAGGUCAUACGUGUCCUCAGUACCUGAAGACCAUGAUUGAUCAAGGACUCGUCCAAGGAAUGAUGCUUAGUCAAAGACAACCGGCAUGUGACGCCUGUCACGUUGGCAAGCAGAACCAAUCACGUCCCAGGAAGAAGCUCAACCGCAAAACACGAGUGCCGAAUCAAUUAGUCUACGCAGACCUACUGAUACCAAGUGAGGGUAAUGGUACUCACUAUGAAGCGGUUGUCACGAUGCACCUGGUAAAGAGCAAGGCGGCUGAGGUGGUAAACGUUCACAUCAAGGAGUACGUGGCUUGGGCGGAACGUCAAGCUCGACGUAGCCAAGCUGACGGUGAAGCAAAGACCAAGUACCCCGUUCGACAAACUCUAACGGACAAAGGUGGUGAGUUCGUAAACUCGAUGAUAGCAAGCUGGUACGCGAGCAAAGGCAUCGAGCACGUAAAAGUGGGACCGAAAAGCUCUCAGCUGAACCUGUGUGGGCGCACCACCAGUCGAUCGUGGAAAUGA